AUGACAGGCACUGCUGCCAUAUAUGCCAAAAUUAACACUGCUUGCCCCUCAAUAAAAGAGAGAGGAAACUAUUUCGUCGCGGUUGAUUGGGAAGAAUACAUGGUAUUUUCUCUGUAUUUUUCUCCCAACAAAACUUUCGUCGAGUUUGAAACAUUUAUGAAUGAGAUACAAGUAGCUGUUAGACGAGUUGCACCCCGCCCAGUGAUAAUGGGUGGCGAUUUUAAUGCCAAAAAUACGGCCUGGGGCUCACUAACCUCCGACCCUCGAGGUAGGCUGGUGGAGGAUUGGGCCACAGAGUUGGGAUUGGUUCUUCUCUACCGUGGAUCUGCAUUUACGUGCAUACGUCCACAGGGGGAGUCAAUCGUGGAUCUCUCCUUUGCAAGUUACACUGUUUCUGGAUCUAUUCCCGACUUGCGGGUUGAAGAGGAGGUAGAGACUUUAUCCGAUCAUUUUGAUGCGAUAAGAAGGAUCUGCGAUGCCUGUAUGCCUCAAGUCGUCGGCAAGUACGAAAAAAAGCAGGUGUAUUGGUGGACAACCAAAAUCGCAGUUCUUCGCAAAGAAUGCAUAACUGCUCGUCGAGAAUCUCAGCAACAGAGACGAAGACGCCCUAGAAAUGAAGAUUUAGAAAACCAGCUGCGGGAGAUAUAUUGCAAAGCGAAGAAAGCCCUGAAAUCUGCUAUAUGCCGAGCCAAAGAAUCUGCCUGGAUGGAACUCACUACGGGGCUGGAUCUUGACCGAUGGGGUCACCCAUACCGGCCAGCGAGGGGCAAAGUAGCACAAAGCCAGCCAAUUUAUAAUCCAUGCCAACGGAUCGUCUAA
Messenger RNA from Danaus plexippus (monarch butterfly), 819 nucleotides. RefSeq lists its product as uncharacterized. The coding region runs from base 1 to 819 and encodes 272 amino acids. NCBI's taxonomy places the organism in Eukaryota, Metazoa, Arthropoda, Insecta, Lepidoptera, Nymphalidae. The transcript has 2 exons. The record is from RefSeq and is a predicted model, not a curated record. Gene Ontology annotation, molecular function: catalytic activity.